Molecule: messenger RNA, 1218 nt
Organism: Quercus lobata
Lineage: Eukaryota; Viridiplantae; Streptophyta; Magnoliopsida; Fagales; Fagaceae
Exons: 1
Coding region: 1-1218 (405 amino acids)
Molecular function (GO): catalytic activity
Source: RefSeq, a predicted model, not a curated record
AUGAAUAUUGUGGUGUGGAAUUGUAGGGGCGCUCUGAAGCCUAACUUUCAGAGUCAUGUUAGGGAGCUAGUUAGGUGUCAUAAUCCUGAUGUCUUGGUGGUCAUGGAAACCCGUAUUGGGGGUGAUAGAGCUAAGGAUAUUUCUGAUCGUCUUCCUUUUGAUAGUGUGAUUCAUACGGAGACAAUGGGUUUUGUUGGGGGUAUUUGGCUCAUGUGGAAUGCUGACAGAGUGGAGGUUGUUCAACUUGCCAAAACAGAACAAGAGAUACACGUUGAAGUAAAGGUACUCCUCUUUAACCUGUCUUGGAUUUUUACUACUGUUUAUGCUAGUCCUAGAUAUGAUGAAAGACAAGUUUUGUGGGAAAACCUCUCGAAGGUUGCUGACCUUCAUAAUAAACCUUGGAUCAUUGCCGAGGAUUUUAACGAACCUCUUGCAGAGGAAGAUAAGUUUGGGGGUAGACCGGUUAGCAUUAACAGAUCUCUGCUUUUCAAAGAAUGCCUUGAUAAGUGUAAUAUGGUGGAUAUGGGUUUUAAUGGUCCAAAAUAUACUUGGACAAAUAGAAGGGAGAUUCAUAGCCUUAUUCAAGAGAGAAUAGACAGAUUCUUCAUGAAUCCCAGUUGGUGUUUGUUAUACCCAGAUGCAAAAGUGUCCCACUUAACGAGAUGCCACUCGGAUCACUAUCCCGUGUUAAUGGAAACCAAUCCCAGAAGGCCUAUGCAGCUGAAUAGGCUUUUUAAAUUCCAAUCCUUUUGGCUAUCCGAUCCUUCAUUUCCUAGUGUUGUGAAGCAGGCUUGGGGUCAACAAAGGGAUCUUAGGGAAGCAAUUGAUUUAUUUUCCAAUCAAGCUAAUUUGUGGAACAAGAAUCACUUUGGGAAUAUCUUUCAUAAAAAGAAGAGAAUUAUGGCUCAGUUGGAUGGGGUUCAAAGGGCUAUGGCCCUUCAGCCUUUCUCUUCUUUAGUAACUCUGGAAAAUCAUCUACUGAAGGAGCUAGACGUGGUGUUGGAGCAAGAAAAAGAUCUCUGGGCCCUUAAGUCUAGAAUUAAUUGGAUGAUUUUGGGGGAUAGAAACACAUCCUUUUUUCAUGUUUCAACGCUUGCUCGUAGGAAAAUGAAUCUUAUUACUGCUAUCAAGAAUGAGGUGGGAGAUUGGUUGACUAAGGAAAGGGAAGUUGCAAGUCACAUCAGAGAAGGGUUCAUGAAGCUUUAUACAACAUCCUAG